This is a messenger RNA of Anguilla rostrata (American eel), 2994 nucleotides long. Its product is annotated as ubiquitin-conjugating enzyme E2 H. Gene Ontology annotation, cellular component: nucleus. Gene Ontology annotation, biological process: protein polyubiquitination; ubiquitin-dependent protein catabolic process. The record is from RefSeq and is a predicted model, not a curated record. Gene Ontology annotation, molecular function: ubiquitin conjugating enzyme activity. The transcript is spliced from 7 exons. Bases 424 to 975 code for a protein of 183 amino acids. Lineage: Eukaryota; Metazoa; Chordata; Actinopteri; Anguilliformes; Anguillidae.
GCAACAAUCAACUCAUAUAUUUCGCAUUUAUUCCGGCGGUUACGUAAGGUUGGGGGGUCUUUUAAUGUUUCUAUUCCAAAACCAAACAACGUAUCUUUACUCGUAGAGAUCAGGCAAAUGAAACCGCACAACUAUAAAAACUACAAAUCCGAGCACGCCAUUUAAUUUGACGUUAGGCUCUUACCUAUGUGCUGUCGGCCCCGCAAUAUUACGUUUUCGGCGGAGGGAUCGAAGCUUCAGGACAGAAGAGAGGAGAGAAGCAGAGAUAGAGAAAUUGAUGCGGACAGAAAGUACGGGGACGUGGGAACAUUUCAAACGAUCUGCUUUUGUGCAGACAAAUGAAAAAUAAUUGGAAUUACAAAAGUAAAGUGGCUACAUAACUGACAGAGGAGACUACUGUUUUAUUCCGAAGAGGGGUAAAAAAUGUCGUCUCCGAGUCCGGGUAAAAGGCGAAUGGAUACCGACGUGGUGAAACUGAUCGAGAGCAAACAUGAAGUCACGAUCCUGAGUGGACUCAACGAAUUUGUAGUAAAGUUUUAUGGACCACAAGGAACUCCGUAUGAAGGGGGCGUGUGGAAGGUGCGCGUAGAUCUACCGGACAAAUACCCUUUCAAAUCUCCGUCUAUAGGAUUCAUGAAUAAAAUCUUUCAUCCCAACAUUGAUGAAGCGUCAGGAACGGUGUGUCUAGAUGUAAUCAACCAGACGUGGACGGCGUUGUACGAUCUUACCAAUAUUUUUGAGUCGUUCCUGCCUCAGUUGCUGGCGUACCCCAAUCCCAUAGACCCCCUGAACGGAGACGCUGCGGCCAUGUACCUCCACCGGCCUGAGGAGUACAAACAGAAGAUUAAAGAGUACAUCCAGAAAUAUGCAACGGAGGAGGCGCUGAAGGAGCAGGAGGAGGGCGCCGGUGACUCCUCCUCGGAGAGCUCCAUGUCGGAUUUUUCGGAAGACGAGGCGCAGGAUAUGGAGUUGUAGUGAAACGAGGAGGCCCUUGACCCAGAGACAAUACGACUUUCCUAACCCACGAGAAGCAGACUAUAAUAUUCAUAUUUAAACAAGGCGAUUUUUUAUUACUAAAAAAAAAAGAAAAAGAAAAAAAAAAGGAUUUUUAUGGAUAUAGCGUUUGGUGUGUAUCUCAUCCCUCUGUCCUGUGUGAUCUUCACCACCAGUUCUCAGCCCAAGGCCCAUUUCCACUGUUCAUGCGGUAGCUGUGUAGCUUGGAUGCAUGUGACCACUCCCCCUCCCCCCCCCUCCCCGGUCUGAGCCCACUUGUGACUGGACUCUACAACAAAAUAUGGGCUUUUGUUUGCAGGGCCAAGGAGAGGCACGUCAGUUCUCUUUGUGCCCUAGCUCACCCUAGGAAAAUCAAGGAUUUUAUUGGCAAGUCAUGAUACAGCUACGGUCCAAAGUUUCAGUUUCCCCUCCUAAUUAAGCAAUUCACAUGGCCUGGAUAUGUGAAACACUUGUGUGGCAGGUUCACUGAUUAAUACUGUCUUGCACUUGGCAAUUAUCAUCAUUAUUUUUAAACUGCUGUUAGUGGGGUUCUUGGUCAUGAAUUUCAUGACACGACGGGUGUACUUAAAGCUAUAAAAGAGAGAGGUGGCAGCUCUAACAACCCUGUUUCUAUCACACCUGUCUGCUUUCCUGAGAAUGGAACUGAAAUCUGGCCACGGUUCCUUUGGGUUUACCUACCGGCACACCUUUAGUUAGUUUGUUUUAUUAAGUUACAAAAACGUUAAGAGCCACAACCACCAUCAACACAGAAUCUUCUCUAGUAAAUAUUAAAACGCCCUCUCCCCCCUCCCAUUGAAGUAAUUUAAUUUGAAUGAAAACAUACAGCAGUUCCAGAUAAUGUACCGCUGACAGCAGAAUAAGUGUAUUUUGGAUAGCACACACUGCACUGCACGCUGCCACCAAAUAUUGGGGGUGUUGAGCCCUGCCCUUUUACCAUGUGACACGUCCCCUUCAACGUCAGGGGAGGAGCGGCCAUGGAACAUGGGAUACCAGCACCCGUGGGUUUCCACAAGGUUUUAAAAAAAAAAGAGGAAUGGUCAACAGGCCCCUGAUGACAGAGCAAACGCGCUCACCGGAACGGAAUUGGGAAACCGAAGACGAGCCAGCUGAAUCUGUCCUUAUUCUUUUCUGUAAUUAUUAUUCAUAUUUUUUUUUUUGUCUCUGCCAGUUUUUAACAUCGAGGGCUUCUAUCUGACACUGCAUUAUGUUACAGAAAUGGCGUGGCACAAAUUUUUGAAGUAUGGUACAAAUCGAGAUACUCACACUUGUUUCUCUGGAGGCUUUCUGUAUACGAAGGCUAUUGUUUCAGACAGGAAGUGUAGGCUGUGUACUUACUCUUCACUAGUGGGUGGGGGUGCAGGUCCUAAUCCAACUUGCCUCUGGCUUGUGCUACACCAGUGGUAAGUAACCAAACCUGUUCCUAGAGAUCUAUCGUCCUGUAGGUUUUCACUCCGACCCUAACAAAGCCGCACCUCACUCAACAGCUAGAGAUUUCGUUGAGCUGCUAAUUAGUAGAAUCGGGUGCGCCAAAUUAGGGUUGAAAUGAAAACCUACAGGUUGGUAGACCACCAGAAACAGGGCUGGUUACCACUGUGCUACACUAUAGUAAGUGUUCCGCUCGUGUAGGGGUAGCUGCAUUUACUGGACCGUGAAUACAACUGAAAAUAUAUUGUUUCUAUAACGCAUAGAGAUGGCUUGUGUGACCUAUUUUUGUGCAAAUGAAAAGGUAACUUCAUUAGAUUUGACUUGAUCUAUUCUAUGAUUUCCAAAAACAUAUAUAUCCAAAGACUCCAAAAGCAUGCCCUGUGUAUGUUCCCUCAUGCAAAACUCCUCAUGAGUUGUAAAGAUUCUGCUCUCUAUUAGUGGACGCAGGUUUGAACAUCAGUGUGCUGGAUUUAUACCCUUAUAAGACUUCAACAUUGGAUUGAGUUUGAAUGCUGAGGCCUGAAGUUAUACCCACUUGAUUUGAUCAAUAACAAA